UUAAAAUUUAUUUUCAAUAAUCUCUCACUCUCGUACUUAUAUUUUUACAGAACAAAUGAAAAAUCGUUUGUCGAAUUUGAGUCUCUUGCAAGUAACCGAUUUGUUGAUCGGCGUGCGGCAUUUGGGAGGCUAAUUAAUGGAGAUAUCCGCCAUCAAGGUGGUGAGUUUGAUUGAAAUCAUUAAUGAAUGCUUCAUCAACUGGGUGGUGGUCGUCCAGUGUUGAGCACCGUCUAUAUAGGUCGUUUAUGUGCGCCAAUCCCAAUGAGUUGCAAAUGGCGUUCGACUUCUCUUCAGAGAUCUUCGAAAAGUGACUUUUCAUGAUCUGAUAAUUUUAGGAAAGCAGAUUUAUUUCCUGGAAACCGACGACGAUCAGGAAUCAGGAUUCAGGGAAACAAAAAUGACCUGACUCUUCGAUAUUGAGGUGGAUCUGCUCCAGCAGUGUUGCUGUUCCCCUUUUCUUUUACCCUACCUUAAAUCGUUUUUUUUUUUUUUUCAUUUUUCUGCUUUUCGAUUCGUAAAGAUCACUUCUUGGGUUGCAGCAGUGUUCUUGUUAUCCUAAAAUAGUGGUAGUGGGAUCUGAAGAGGCGGGGCAAACAAAAAAAAAACAAAUUACGCAGUUCAAUUUCAUGGCGGGCUCAGAUAAAUUGGUGGUUCUGAUCACCGGUUGCUCCGAGGGAGGCAUCGGGUGCGCUCUCGCGAGAGCCUUCGCGGCGGAAGGGUGCGUUGUCGUCGCCACAAGCCGGUCUCUGAGUUCGAUGAGGAGCCUUGCGGGCGACCCAAGGUUCUUCCUCCAGGAGCUUGAUGUGGUCUCGGAGGAGAGCAUUCGGAAAGCGGUCGCUAACGCCUUGGAUGAGUUUGGCCAGAUCGAUGUGCUCGUGAACAACGCCGGGGUUCACCUGGUUGCGCCGCUCGCUGAGGUCCCCAUGUUGUCGGUGGAGCAUGUCUUCAAUACGAACGUUUAUGGCCCUAUGAGGUUAAUACAAUCUGUAGUGCCUCACAUGAUCAUUAGGAGAAAGGGUAAGAUUGUCAAUGUGGGAAGCAUUACUGCUUUAGCCCCAGGACCAUGGGCAGGAGUUUAUUCUGCAUCAAAGGCUGCACUUCAUGCUUUGACGGAUACCUUGAGGUUGGAACUUAGGACCUUUGGCAUCAGUGUGAUUAGUGUAGCUCCUGGGGCUAUCAGAUCAAAUCUGGGAAAUUCUUCGGAAGCUACUUACAACGAAAUGCCAGAGUGGAAGUUCUACAAACCCUUUGAGGCGUCAAUUCGUGCAAGAACGGUCAUAUCCCAGGGCCCCAAGGCAACGCCAUCAGAGGAGUUUGCAAAGAAGACAGUUGCUGCAGUGCUCAAGAAGGAACCACCAGCUUGGUUCUCGUAUGGGCAACUUUCCACUAUUUUGGCUAUUUUCUAUUACCUUCCAUUGUCAAUCAGAGAUUACAUCUAUAGGUUGGCGCUUAAGUGUUAAAUUCCUCAGACAGUUUUAUGAGCAAAUGAAAUACGAUUGUGAUGUAGGAUGAUGGUAUUACCAUGUCCAUACCUACCAAAUUGCCAGUUGCCUCCUGGUUCAAGGCUUUAAGCAAAAUGCUUAUUUCCUGAC
Zingiber officinale is the source of this 1592-nucleotide messenger RNA. Its product is annotated as short-chain dehydrogenase RED1-like. NCBI's taxonomy places the organism in Eukaryota, Viridiplantae, Streptophyta, Magnoliopsida, Zingiberales, Zingiberaceae. The transcript is spliced from 4 exons. Gene Ontology annotation, molecular function: oxidoreductase activity. The record is from RefSeq and is a predicted model, not a curated record. Bases 627 to 1460 code for a protein of 277 amino acids. Gene Ontology annotation, cellular component: endoplasmic reticulum.